Molecule: messenger RNA, 2247 nt
Organism: Fonsecaea erecta
Lineage: Eukaryota; Fungi; Ascomycota; Eurotiomycetes; Chaetothyriales; Herpotrichiellaceae
Product: E1-like protein-activating enzyme Gsa7p/Apg7p
Exons: 1
Coding region: 1-2247 (748 amino acids)
Biological process (GO): autophagosome assembly; autophagy of mitochondrion; protein modification by small protein conjugation
Cellular component (GO): cytoplasm; phagophore assembly site
Molecular function (GO): Atg8 activating enzyme activity; Atg12 activating enzyme activity
Source: RefSeq, a predicted model, not a curated record
AUGCAGUACGUUCCUUUCGCCUCGGACAUCGAAAUCCCCUUCUACGCCUCCUUGGCAUCGCACAAGAUCAACCAUGACAAGCUCGACGACUCGGCCCGGAAGCUGUUGGGCCUCUACGAGAUCCGUCCCGCCGACAAUAAGGAGCACUCUUGCCGCAUGCAAAUCCAUGCCAAUGCCCUGACGAGCGACGAAGUCCCCGCCGGCUUCUACCGUGCCGAGGGCAUGAUCAAGAAUGUCAACACGAUCGAGGAGUACCGCAACAUCGACAAGUUGGCCAUGAUUCAACAGGCUGGCAAGACCAUCUGGGAUGCCAUCAACGACGGCACCAUCUACUCGUGCCCCAGCCUCCUGGCCUCCUUCCUGGUCCUCAGUUACGCAGACCUCAAGAAGUACAAGUUCAACUACUGGUUUGCGUUUCCCGCCUUGGUCAUGGAUCCACCUUGGGUACCAGUGGCGAGUAGUGGCGGCCUUGCAAGUCCAGAGACCGGAAUCCCUUACAGGAAACUGAACUCGAUCGAAAGCACCACGCUAGUAGAUCACGUCCAGACCUGGAAAUACUCCGUGGACUCAAGACAGUAUGGGUUCUUCCUAGUCAAAAAGGCGCGGGAUGGUCCUCUGGGGCUCCAGUCCCCCAAUCCCGCCGACGAGGACUUCGGGCCUACUUCUCCUCAGUCGCCUCUGACUCCAACGUCAAGUCUUGGCUACACGUGGCAGGUAGCCUCUCUGUCGAGCUUUGACACCGGCUUCUUUGAUGGUGUUGACCCAGAAGACUGUUUCGUCGCGUUUGCCGAUCCUUCCAACUACGCCGAGCCAGGUCCCGUGGCGCCGGGGUGGAUGCUACGAAACCUUCUGGUCCUGAUCCGGCAAAGGUGGAAACUCGACAAGAUACAAAUUCUUUGCUACCGUGAGACGCAGAUGCGACGAGACGCCGCGCGAAGCGUCAUCCUUAACAUGGAGUUAUCCAAACAGCCGUCCAAAUCCAGUAACGCUGGAGAAGCAGCGCAACCACAAGACUAUUCACAGACCAUGCCCAAAGUCGUAGGCUGGGAACGCAACGCGCUGAAUAAACUCUCGGGCCGCGUCGCCGACCUCACCGAAUACAUGGACCCGACCAAACUCGCCGACUCGUCCGUCGACCUCAACCUGAAACUGAUGAAAUGGCGGAUCUCGCCGAACCUGAACCUCGAGAAGAUCAAGGAGACGAAAUGUCUCUUGCUCGGCGCCGGUACGCUCGGGUCGUAUGUCUCGAGGAACUUGAUGGGAUGGGGAGUCAGGCACAUCACGUUCGUGGACAACGGGAGUGUCUCGUUUUCGAACCCGGUGCGACAGCCGUUGUUCACCUUCCAGGACUGUCUCGAUGGAGGCAAGAAGAAGGCCACCGCUGCAGCCGAGGCCCUGAAGACGGUCUACCCCGGCGUUCAGUCCGCGGGCCACGUGUUGAGCGUCCCCAUGGCAGGACACCCGAUAACGGACCUUGAGAAGACGAAAGCGGAAUACGACACGUUAAAAAGGCUGGUGGACGAGCACGACGCCAUUUUCCUGCUGAUGGACACGAGAGAGUCGAGAUGGUUGCCGACCGUCAUGGGCAAGGCCAAGGGCAAGAUCGUCAUGAACGCUGCGUUGGGCUUCGACACCUACGUGGUCAUGCGGCACGGCGUCAAAGCCGCGCCCACCCUGCCCGGCACGCAGAGAGAGGAAGCACAGAAGCAGAAGCAGAACCAGGGCCAGGGAGACCUGGGCUGCUACUUCUGCAACGACGUCGUCGCGCCGGCCGACUCGAUGAAGGACCUGACCCUGGACCAGCAGUGCACCGUGACGCGGCCGGGCAUUGCGGCCAUCGCCUCGGCCCUGCUGGUCGAGCUCUUCGUCUCCAUCGUGCAGCACCCGCGCGGAGCCGCCGCGCCGUCUUCCGUGUCUCCCACGGACGACGACAACAACGGCAGGGGCGACCACCACCCGCUCGGGCUCGUCCCGCACCAGGUGCGCGGCUUCCUGGCCACCUUCUCCAACAUGAACAUCACCGGCACGGCCUACACGUACUGCAGCGCCUGUUCCGAGAAAGUCCUCGACGCGUACGAGGCCGACGACUGGGGCUUUGUCCAGAGGGCGCUCAACGAGAGGGGCUACGUCGAGGAAGUCAGUGGACUCAAGGAGGUGCAAAGGCUGGCCGAGGAGGCCGCCCGGGAUAUCGAGUUUAGCGAGGAGGAUGAGGAGGGCGCCGAGGAUGAAGAGGGGGAAUUGGUCUGA